Molecule: messenger RNA, 2619 nt
Organism: Akanthomyces muscarius
Lineage: Eukaryota; Fungi; Ascomycota; Sordariomycetes; Hypocreales; Cordycipitaceae
Exons: 1
Coding region: 1-2619 (872 amino acids)
Source: RefSeq, a predicted model, not a curated record
AUGAAUGGCAGCCACUCCCGGCCGAUUGGCGAUCGCCAGUGUCUGUCGAAAGCCCGGCAAUAUGCAGUCGCUGUAGCCUUGUUUGCGUCGCGCGCUCCUUUGGCUCUGCUCGCGCCGUUUCCCAAAGCAGCAAACCGAAAAUUCGCCUUUGCCUUUGUGGCUGUCGCCAUCGUCGCCGCCAAGAUUAUCCACGUCGUCGCUCGCGAGAGAGCGCUCCUGAGAAGAGACUUGGUCAUUUGGAUGCUGUCCUUUUUCAUGCAAGACUUUGUCCUGCUCUUGGCCCUUCGAUACUUGACAGAGUGGUCCCACAGCACCUCCCGAAAGCACAUCCUGCUACGCAUACUUGGACGGGCGUUGAACUCCAUCGUGAGCCUUUUCUCGGCUCUGAUCUCCGUCGUCAACAUUACCUUUUUCCUCUAUGCGAGAGCUGAGGUCCGCUGGCGCGAUGUCGCCUUUGCUAGUGACUCGGGCUCUCGCGGCGUCCUCCUUUCUGGCCUCGUGACACUCCUCACAGUACUAUGCUGCAUUACGGCUGUCGCGGGUUUCUUCCAAAACAACAUCUUCAGAAUUGGGGGCGCCGCUAUCGAUGCGGUGAAAUGGCCUUACCAGUAUUUCGUGCAGCGACGCCGAGCCGAUUCGAGCCACGGAUUCGCCCGAAUUCCCUCCGAUGCGCUAGACGAUCCUGUGAGCCUGGAAGAGAAACGAGACGACGACAUCCGACCCGGGACCCCAGGAUCAGCGGUCGAAAGCCGAUUUUGGCGAUCAGUGUGGAGCGGAUUCAUCGUUCUUCAGGUGAUCUUCUAUCUACUGCGCCCCUACGAGGGUGCCCUAAUCUUCAUGUCCUGGACGACGCCGCUCAUUCCCUUUGUCGAUUUCAAAGAGUCUGCUUCGAUACUCCGCGAUAUCCGCCCUUACAACGACGUCGGUAUCAACUACGCAUGGGACGACAGAACAGCCCUUGCCGAGCCUAUUCGGCUCGAUUGGUUGCCCGAAGACAAUGUACUGAAGGGAUUUGAAGACUGGUAUCAAGCAGGCCGGCCGCACUACAGCGCCGAGGCCGAUCCCCUCAAGAUUUCCAACAUGGACCAAGACCUGCUGCCGGAGUUGAAAAAUAGUCUGGCUGAUGUGUCUAUCAAGCAUAUUGUACUCGUUGUCUUGGAGAGUACUCGAAAGGACGUGUUCCCGCUUAAGAAGGACGACUUAAUUUGGCGACGAUUCGAAGAGGCAGCCCCUCACAACAAGCUCUCCGGCGAAUCCAUUGCUCGUCUCGAGACACUGACACAAACGGCAAACUAUCUGACGGGCGAUUACGACGACGGCUUCGAGCACGAAAACACCACUCGCAGAGGAGGAAUCAACUUUAAGGACGCCAACACUGCCUCGACAUAUACGCGCAAGAGCAUGAUUGGAACAAUGUGUGGCAUCUGGCCCCUCGUUGCCGAUUUCAACAAAGAGUACAUCCACCACAUUUACCAACCCUGCCUGCCGCAAAUCCUGGAGGCCUUUUCGUUUCUCGAUCAAAACGACACAGCAGAGAGCCCAUGGCGUUCCCAAUAUCUUCAGUCCGUGACGCUUAGCUACGACCACGCCGACACGAGCACCGAACAAUUCGGCUUUCCCAAAGACAAUAUUAUCGGUGCACGCUACCUGCGGUCGAAUGCCGCCAAAUUUGGCAAGGUCGAUCUUCCGGACAUCAACUAUUUCGGUAUGGCGGAAGCGCCAUUAUUGGAUUACUUCCGUGACACCUUCUCCUCUGCGAAGCAAAGCAAUGAACGUGUGUUCUUGACGCAUCUCACCAGUACGACUCAUCAUCCAUACGCCAUCCCGGCCGAAGAGCAAUAUGUUCCACUUGCCAGUGGCCGAUGGGACGAUUUAUCGCAUUACAUCAACGCGGUCGGAUACGAUGAUCGAUGGCUCGGCAAGAUCCUGGGCGUCCUGGACGACGAAGGGGUUGCCAAUGAGACUCUUGUCAUUGUCACUGGCGACCACGGCAUCUCCCUGCCAGAGAACAACAAGCCAGCUUCGUACCACAACCCCAACGCUGGGUGCAACCAUAUCCCCGUCGUCAUGUCUCACCCAAGCCUUCCUCCAAUCGACGUCAACGACUCGGUGAGCACCAUGGAAAUUUUGCCUACGGUCCUGGAUCUGCUUCGCGAGACGGGCUCUCUAUCCGAAGCUGCCAGCAAAGCCGCCGGGGACCUAAUGGUAAACUAUGAAGGCCAGUCCCUCAUUCGCAAGCUUAGACACUCUGACUACAGAGUUGAGAACCCGACAGAGGUCAGCAACGAGGACGAAUUGCGCAAUUGGCAAUUUAUCGUCAUGAACCCCGGGCGAGCCAUGCUGGGUGUCCGCGAUAGACGGCACAAGACAUGGCGCCUAGUCGUGCCCGUCAUUCAUGACGUGGAGUGGCAGUUUACAGACCUCGAGUCUGACCCCACCGACACGGAUUCGGUGCAAGCUUUUGAGUUUCGCGCGUUUCUAGACAAGAUCCAGAGACGCUACGGCAAGGAAGAAGCCAAAUGGGCAGAGGAGGCGGCCUUCAUUGCGCGGUGGUGGGUCGAAGAGAAUAAUAAGAGAUACGAGUACGGACCUUACGCUGCUACACCAACAUCGUCAUGA